AUGUCUUCAAUAAGUUUCAAAUCAGACUACCGUCGUCAAAAAGAUUUAGAAGCUGCAAGAAAAGCUGGUACAGCUCCAGCCGAACAAGAUGAGGAAGGAAAAGAUAUCAAUCCUCAUAUUCCACAAUACAUUGCAAAAGCACCUUGGUAUUUGGAUACUGGUGGACCUAGUUUAAAGCAUCAAAGAAUUAUUCAAAAUAACGAUGAAUCUGAAAUGGUUAAUGAUAGAUGGUAUGCAAGAGGUGUUAGAGCUGGUCCUGCAGCAAAAAAAUAUAGAAAAGGUGCUUGUGAAAAUUGUGGUGCAAUGACUCAUAAAUCUAGAGAUUGUAUGGAUCGUCCAAGAAAAACAGGUGCAAAAUGGUCUGGUACAGAUAUUAAGGCUGAUGAAAUAAUUCAAGAUAUCGAAUUAGAUUAUGAUGCAAAGAGAGAUAGAUGGAAUGGUUACGAUCCUUCCGAACAUGUAAAAAUUUAUGAAGAAUAUGAAAAGAUUGAAGACGAACGUCGUAAAAUCAAAGCAAAUGAACUUGAUAAACAAAGUACUACUGAAUUGGUUAAAAAAACUGGUAAACGUACUGCCGGUGAAUUUUCUAGCGAUGAGGACGAUGAAGAUGAUGAUAAAUAUGCCGAAAGGUCUGAUAUGCCUGGUCAAAAGGUUAAUACAAAAACUAGAACCACUAUAAGAAAUUUAAGAAUUCGUGAAGAUCCUGCUAAAUAUUUGAGAAAUUUAGAUAUAAAUUCUGCUCAUUAUGAUCCAAAAACACGUUCUAUGCGGGACAAUCCCAAUAAAGAAAUAGAACCUGAUGAUGCAACUUAUGAAAAGGGUACUGAUGUUCAUUUACAGGCAAAUCCAACUCAAGGUGAACUACUUUAUCACGAAUUUCUUCAGAAAAAAGAAAAAUUAAAAGAUUCCAGUAAGGAAUCAAUUUUGGCAAAAUAUGGUGGCGAGGAACAUUUGGACACCCCACCUAAAGAAUUACUUUUAGCUCAAUCUGAAACUUAUGUUGAGUACUCAAGAACUGGUAGGAUAAUAAAAGGUCAAGAAAGAGCCAAAGCUAAAUCUAGAUACGAGGAAGAUGUGUUUAUUAAUAACCAUAAUUCAGUUUGGGGAUCAUAUUGGAAUGGUGGCAAUUGGGGUUACAAGUGUUGUCAUUCCUUUAUAAAAAAUUCUUAUUGCACUGGCGCUGUAGGAAUACAAACUGCAAAAGCUGCUGAAAAUAAUAUUUAUGAUUAA
Molecule: messenger RNA, 1230 nt
Organism: Entrophospora candida
Lineage: Eukaryota; Fungi; Glomeromycota; Glomeromycetes; Entrophosporales; Entrophosporaceae
Source: the annotation of a GenBank genome assembly